GCGAAUCCAAGAUGGCGGAUGCGGGCGCGGGGAGCCUGCAUGGGGGGGACUCGGCGUUGUCGUGCCUGCCCGAGGAGCAGGAGCUAAGCCAGCGUCUCCGCCGCCUCUACCCUGCCGUUAACCAGGAGGAGACGCCGCUGCCGCGGUCCUGGAGCCCCAAGGACAAGUACAACUACAUCGGCCUCUCACAGGGCAACCUGCGCGUCCACUACAAAGGUCAUGGUAAAAAUCACAAGGAUGCUGCCUCAGUCAGGGCUACGCACCCCAUACCUGCAGCUUGUGGCAUUUAUUACUUUGAAGUGAAGAUCGUCAGUAAAGGUAGAGAUGGGUAUAUGGGAAUAGGACUUUCUGCUCAAGGGGUCAACAUGAACAGACUUCCUGGGUGGGAUAAACAUUCGUAUGGGUAUCACGGUGAUGAUGGGCACUCCUUCUGUUCUUCGGGGACAGGACAGCCCUAUGGCCCUACAUUCACAACUGGAGAUGUGAUCGGCUGCUGUGUCAACCUUAUCAACAAUACCUGCUUCUACACGAAAAAUGGGCACAGUUUAGGUAUAGCCUUUACAGACCUCCCUCUUCCAGCCAUGAUCAGUAACCAGUUCAUGGAAUUGCUACAGGAAUAUAUUCAGCAUCUAUUCAAGUCAAAUCUGUACCCCACAGUGGGUCUCCAGACGCCAGGAGAAAUAGUCGAUGCCAACUUUGGACAGCAGCCAUUUGUGUUUGACAUUGAGGACUACAUGAGGGAGUGGCGAGCGAAGAUUCAGGGCACCAUUAAGCGGUUUCCCAUAGGAGACAGACUAGGCGAGUGGCAAGCCAUGCUGCAGAAUAUGGUUUCUUCCUAUUUGGUUCAUCAUGGGUACUGUUCAACAGCAGCUGCCUUUGCCAGAAUAACAGACACUACAAUCCAGGAAGAGCAGACCUCAAUAAAGAAUAGACAAAGAAUACAGAAGCUAGUAUUAGCUGGCAGGGUGGGAGAGGCUAUAGAAGCCACCCAACAACUCUAUCCUGGCCUCCUAGAACAUAAUCCCAACCUCCUCUUCAUGUUAAAGUGUCGGCAAUUUGUGGAGAUGGUGAAUGGAACAGACAGUGAAGUACGUUGUUUCAGUGCCCGCAGCCCCAGAUCCCAGGACAGUUACCCCGGGUCCCCCAAUUUAAGUCCUAGACGUGGAUCAAACAACUCACAUGUUCAUAGUACUGGAGCAGAUAGUCCAACCUGUAGCAAUGGAGUCUUGUCCACAAAAAUCAAACAGAGCUGUAGUAAAUACCAAGCACUGAGUUCAUCGUCUUCAUCUUCCUCUUCAUCUUCCCCCUCAUCUGUGAACUACUCUGAGUCCAAUUCUACAGAUUCUACCAAAUCUCAGCAGCAUAGUAGUACGAGUAACCAAGAAACCAGACAUCUGGCCUUUCUUUCCUUCUUUUACCUCAGUGACAGUGAGAUGGAAAUGGAGGCUGAGCAUUACCCCAAUGGAGUCCUGGAAAACUCAUCCACCAGGAUAAUGAAUGGCACCUACAAACAUGAAGAAAUCCUACAGACAGAUGAAUCCAGCAUGGAAGACAACUGCCCUCAGAGACAACUUUGUGGAGGGAACCAUGCUGCCACAGAACGAAUGAUCCAGUUUGGACGGGAGCUGCAGACGCUGAGCGAGCAGCUUUGUAGAGAAUAUGGGAAGAAUACAAUGCACAAAAAGAUGCUUCAGGAUGCAUUUAGCUUGUUAGCUUACUCUGAUCCUUGGAACUGCCCUGUUGGUCAACAGCUGGACCCAAUACAGAGGGAACCUGUGUGUGCUGCUCUUAAUAGUGCUAUAUUGGAAUCUCAGAACCUGCCAAAGCAGCCCCCACUGAUGCUUGCCCUGGGCCAGGCCUCGGAAUGCUUGCGGCUCAUGGCUCGUGUGGGCUUGGGCUCCUGCUCCUUUGCCAGAGUAGAUGACUAUUUGCACUAGCCACCAGAGCAAGAUGGAGUUGACGUCCCUGAGUGCUGCCCUUCACCCUCCGUUGCUGCCACUACAACACCAUCUCGUCUACAGCCUGACCUCCCUGGCCACGAACAGCUCCUCCAGCAUGCAUGUGCAUAUGCGCGCACACACACACACACACACACACACACACACAGAGCCUGUGAAAGGAUUGAGUUGUUUCCUCACUACAUAGCUGUUCCUGACCCCGGGAGUAACUGGCAGAUUUUAUCUGUCUCCCUGCUAUUGCUGUGGCUCCAGCAGCAUUCAGUAUUUUGCUGAUUAUUCUAAUAUAGCGCUUCCGAUGUAGGGAUUUCUCUUUAUUUUGAUUUGAGUUGUUUAUGAUGGAUCCACCAGUAUUUUAUCUGGAGAGUUUGCUGAGCUGGUUUCUGCUGAUACACUGAGGAAGCUUAUCAAGUUGGUGACAGCUUGUUCUUUUCUUCCCUUCUCCCUCCAUCUGUGCACAUACAGCAUCAUCUUCUGUACUAAUUGCCUGAACUGUUCUUGCAGUGGCAGAUUGGAGGGAUUUUUUUUUUUAUUUGAAUCCUGUUUAUUAAAAAGGUCUCUUCCACCUCCACAA
Molecule: messenger RNA, 2529 nt
Organism: Rhea pennata
Lineage: Eukaryota; Metazoa; Chordata; Aves; Rheiformes; Rheidae
Gene: RANBP10
Product: RAN binding protein 10
Exons: 15
Coding region: 12-1937 (641 amino acids)
Molecular function (GO): protein binding
Source: RefSeq, a predicted model, not a curated record